CACGACAAGACGCGCGAGGUCACGUGCAACUGAUGCCUGACAAAACUCCGUUUAUUGGAUGAGUCUAUUAAGCCACCAGAAAGGUAAGAGAAGAACAAAUACCAGCCAGUAAAAAGCAAACUUCAGUAGCAACAUCUGUAUCUUUUGAAUCGUGAAUAUCAAUUCAUCAUGGAGACUACAAUUCGGUAUGGAGCUUGUGGAUCACGUGACUAUAUGUGAUAUCAUGACUAUCGAAACACCUCAGUGCCUCGGCAAGUUGGAUCUGAUACAAUUCAUCAAACACUCACAAGUGAAGAAUUGCAACAAUGGCAAGCACAGCAAAGGCAGUGGCCUUCUCGCCGGCUCCUUACCAUAUCAUCACCUAUGGAACUCUACUUGGAACGACUUUCUUCCAUACCUUCAUCAAUGGUAUCGUGAUAUUCAGGACGGUCGACCGCCCUAGCUUCUCUGCCAUCCAGCAGAAGCUCUUCCCCAUCUACUUCGGCCUCCAGACUGUCUUGCCCGGUGUCCUAGCUUUGACAUAUCCCGGAAACACACUAAUUGGCCUGUCAAAUGGCCCUGCUGGCUUGGUGUCGGAGUUUGCCCGCUGGCACUCCCUGCUACCUAUUAGCAUCAUGGCUUUGACUGGAGCUGUCAAUCUGCUCGUCUUCCUGCCUUUGACAGUCGAAGUCAUGAAGCAGCGACGUGGCCAAGUCAAGCGAGAUGGCAAGGAGUGGUAUGCUGAGGGACCUCAAAGUGAUCAAAUGAAGGCUCUGAACAAGAAGUUUGGCAUGCUCCACGGUAUCUCAUCCUUGUUCAACCUCAUCACUUUUGCAGCUGCUGUUGGUUACGGCUUCACUCUUGGUGGUCGUGUUCUGUCCGUUGCAGACCUUGCUUAAACAAUGCACU
This is a messenger RNA of Fusarium oxysporum Fo47, 888 nucleotides long. Its product is annotated as DUF4149 domain-containing protein. The transcript is spliced from 4 exons. Bases 306 to 878 code for a protein of 190 amino acids. NCBI's taxonomy places the organism in Eukaryota, Fungi, Ascomycota, Sordariomycetes, Hypocreales, Nectriaceae. The record is from RefSeq and is a predicted model, not a curated record.